Molecule: messenger RNA, 2313 nt
Organism: Blepharisma stoltei
Lineage: Eukaryota; Ciliophora; Heterotrichea; Heterotrichida; Blepharismidae
Source: the annotation of a GenBank genome assembly
AUGAACGAUAAAAUCUGGAGAGUAAAGCUCUAUGAGCUCACCAAAGAAGGACAAUGGGAAGACCUAGGAAUAGGCGCAGCCCAAAUAACAGACAACAUUUUUGAAAUCAUCAGUGAAGAUGAUCACCAUUUGCUUCUUGAUUAUCCAGUAGGAAAUGAAGUGUAUAAAAGGCAGGGUGACACAAUUCUAACAUGGACUGAUAGCGACCAUUGUACCUUCGCUGUGAGUUUUCAAUAUGUCUUAAAAUAUUUUCAAAAAAAAAAUUAAAUAUAAUUAUUUUUUUAAAAAAAUAAAAAGUUUUCAAAACCCUGCAGGAGCGCAAACCAUGUGGGAAUCCUUUUUAUCUAUCCAAGGGAAGGAUAUUAAUGCUCAAAUAUUGAAAAGCGAUAAUGAAGCUUUGCCAUACCCUAAUGAAACAAAUUUGCAAGAAAUUAUCGAAAUUCUUAGCGAUAUUAGUGCUUCAAAUAGAUCAAGCAACAUCCAAGGUAUAAUAAAAGACGGUUUUGUUAGAAAAUUAAGCCAUGAGUUUCAAUUGUCAGUGCAGAAAAAUGACAAAGAAGUUAUAACACAGUUCUUUUUUGUGUAUAAAUUGUUGCUACAAUUCGCGAAUAAUUCGAUUUUGCAAGAGCUGUUGAGUGAUGAAAACUUUUUCUCAUUUAUCGGGGCAAUGGAUCAUGACCCUGAUGUGAAGUGCACACAGUAUUUGCAUACGCUUACAAAUGAAGUAAAAUUCAUAAAUCCACUGGUAAAUAAACUAUUAUAAUUAUUUUUAUUAAAAAUUUAAUAAAAAAUAAAAUAUUUUAUAAUAAAUCCACUAAAUAUCACUGACACAGAUUUUUUAAAUAAAAUCCAUGCAGCUUUUAGACUUGGAUUUCUUAAAGAGUCUCAGUCAGCUCGAGGGCUUGAAGAAUCAGCUAUUAUUUUCCUUUCAAGCUACCAAAUCUAUUUAUUCAACGAAAUCAUCAAUCAUUAUAUAGAAUCAGGUAGUAUCCGAGCCAAUCUUAUUAUGAAAUUAAAAGCAAAAGAUUUCAAUUCUUUUUAUUUUCUAUAUGAGCUGUCAAAUAUUGCAAAAUCUGCUAACAUGACAAUAAGAUCAAAUUUCUAUUUCAUAAGGAAAUUUUUACUUAUUUCAUAGCAAAUAAUAAUAAAAGUUUCCUAUUAUAUAUAAAAACUUGUUAAAAACAAUAGAUAAAAGUAAAAUUUCUUGAUAAGUAUAUGAUAUUAUCGCUAGCGAUGAUAUUCUAGAUAUAAUAGAAAACAAUUGGAGCCAAAAUGAAUGGAAUGAAGACCAAAAGGUGAAAUAUCGCAGUCUUGUUGCUGAAAUAUUUUUAGGGAUCAUACAGAUUUCACCUUUUAUUAUGAAAAAAUUUUUACUUAAUUCCUGCAAAAAAGCCUCAGGAGUUCCAUUUCUUGCAGAUUUCAGUCAAGAAAUAGUAAACUCGUCAGAAAUAAGCUCGAUACAGAUAAUAGGAGAAUUUUUAAGAACUUUAUUAGAUGGAGAUGAAGACCAAGGCUCAGAUUCUUUAUAUGAGAUUUUAUACGACACUGUUUUAAACGAAUUUAUGAAAAAAUUCUCAAUUGAUGCCACCCAGCUUGAAUCUUCAAAAAACAGUAUUUUUGAAAUCUUGUCAGUUUUAAUUCAAUGCAUUCAAAGUCAUAACUGCAGGAUCCGGUAUUUUUUAAACUAUUUUCAAUGAAUUAUUAUUAUUUUUUUUAAAAAAAAAUAAAUACGCAUAUUUAAUAUAGAAAAUUAUAAUUUUCCAUCAAGUUAUAGAAAAAGCCUUAAACCUCCUAGAUUUUUCAGACAACUCAUUAAAACUUGCUGUCUUAAAAUUUUUCCGGACAGUUAUAGAAAAAAAUGAUAAAUUUAUCGAUCGUUUUAUUAUCACUCACAACAGUUUUUCAAAAAUAAUUCAAGUUUUCAUUAGUAACGGUGAAAAAGAAAAUAUGAUUUUUUCAUCAAUUUUAGCUAUAAUUGAAUCACUUAAGAAGGCAAAUUCCACAACUUUAAUCGAGCAUAUCAUUACCAAACACUUAGAAACCAUUGAAAACAAAAACCUUAGAAGCUGCUUUAACUGUCUAAUAGACCUAUUUACCCAUCAGAAAAAUGAAGAGCCUCGGUCUUCUCCCAAACAAAACUUAAACUCAUCAGCUGAGCUUACAAGUGACGAGCAAUACUCAAGUCCCAGCUGUGGCGAAAGUGAUGAAGAAAAUGAUACAGAAUUUCAGCCAACCAAGCGCAAGCAUGAAGACAGUGAAGAAUCAGCCCAAAAAAGAUUUAAAACAGAGUUUAGUGAAGAAUUUAUGACAUAA